AUGUCAGAAAAGGAAAUUGUCGAAGUGUUUGUGCGGGUGCAAGAGCCCGAAUAUUAUGACAGAAUCAUGUUGCUCGUUGGAGCAAAAUUUCCUGAGAUAGUCAAGGUAAGUGAGACUAUCGAAGAUGGAUUGAGAACCGGGAAGAUUGCCCGUGUUGCUGCCUCGCCUGGAUCUUCGGGCUUGUUAAAGAAGAAAAGAGAGGAUGUGACAUCUAUCUCUUAUGAGGGGAAGAAGACCCCAAGGAGAUCAUCAUCAUACCAAAGUCGUUCUCGACCUUCACAGAGUUCGUACCUCGCUUGUUAUACCCAGACUGACUACCAAAAUACCCCUCCCCCCAGUUAUCAAAAUGCCCCUCCUCCCAGUUAUCAAAAUGCUCCCCUUCCUAGCUACCAAACUCCUCCUACUAUCUACCAAACUCCUCCUCCAGUUUAUCAAGCUCCAUCUCAUCAAUAUCGAAAUGCCACCCCCAACUGUACCAACAUCUAG
This is a messenger RNA of Solanum tuberosum (potato), 486 nucleotides long. RefSeq names its product LAS seventeen-binding protein 1-like. Lineage: Eukaryota; Viridiplantae; Streptophyta; Magnoliopsida; Solanales; Solanaceae. Bases 1 to 486 code for a protein of 161 amino acids. The record is from RefSeq and is a predicted model, not a curated record. The transcript has a single exon.